AUGGUCGGGUGCCGAUCUCUUCUAACGGUCCUUGUGACUUUGGCGGCCGUUGUAAAAAGCCAACAAUGCUAUGGUGUGGACGGAUCGCUGCUCGAUAAAUCAUACACGCCAUGCAACCCCAGCGCAAAUGUUAGCGGUUGCUGCGCGAGCGGCGACAUUUGCCUGAGCAAUGGACUGUGCAUGGGAACUCAAGGAGCCUCGAUUGGCGUCAUCUUUUCAAGAGGCUGCACAGAUUCCACCGGAAAGGAUAUAGCAUGCCCACAGCAAUGCUCCAGUGCUUCCAGCAACUCAAACAGUGCAUCCACAGUUACUGCAUGGCAACUCCAAACCUGCGACUCUGGAGAAUACUGCUGCCGUGCAGCCAACUCCACCAAAAGCUGCUGCAACAACCCCACAGCACCCCGAGUCACAUCACCUCUCAGCGCCACUCUCCAGAUACCAGCCCCAGCCUCAACACCAGCAACCAACAGCCCCGACCAAGAACCCGCAUCCUCCAGCCCUAUGUCCACACCACCAGCCACUUCCGACUGCCAGGAAGAAAAGACCCACACAGCCAUUGUCGGCGCCAUCCUCGGAGGCCUGCUUGGCGGCAUCAUACUUGGCCUUGUCGUUGCCGUGCGAUGGAUGUACAAGCGCGAGCGCCGCCAGCGCCGCCUCAAAGAACACUACGAGACGCAAAUGUCAAAGACGAAUGCCUACCGCAAGGCCCUCGAGGAGACCGUCGGCUCAGCGAGACCCAGUCUCUCUCUCGAACAAGUCGUGUCAAAGUCCUAG
Messenger RNA from Bipolaris oryzae ATCC 44560, 774 nucleotides. RefSeq lists its product as uncharacterized. NCBI's taxonomy places the organism in Eukaryota, Fungi, Ascomycota, Dothideomycetes, Pleosporales, Pleosporaceae. The transcript is spliced from 2 exons. The record is from RefSeq and is a predicted model, not a curated record. The coding region runs from base 1 to 774 and encodes 257 amino acids.